Molecule: messenger RNA, 1897 nt
Organism: Sesamum indicum (sesame)
Lineage: Eukaryota; Viridiplantae; Streptophyta; Magnoliopsida; Lamiales; Pedaliaceae
Product: protein DETOXIFICATION 24
Biological process (GO): xenobiotic detoxification by transmembrane export across the plasma membrane
Cellular component (GO): membrane
Molecular function (GO): antiporter activity; xenobiotic transmembrane transporter activity
Source: RefSeq, a predicted model, not a curated record
AGUAUUUCAGUAAUAGCUGGAAUUCAGUUGUUUAAAGUCUUGGUUCAAUUUUUGUCAUCAUCUGGGGAGCCCAUUUUGAGUCCCCCACCUGGAAAAGGAUGUCUGAAUAUGAUUACCUGAUUUGCUGCUUCAAUGUCAAUGAAUCACUGCUACACAUUUUUUUCCUUAAAAGAAAGUGCUGUAGAUGUAAGAAAAUUUGUGCUGAAACCGUUGCAUAAGAAAUGAAAGUUGUUCUGGAACUUAUAAGUUAGAAUAUUGAUGAAUACACUGAUUUGCGUGGAAGAAUUGAUGUAGAAGAGCCAUGGAUAAUGGCAUGCGUGAGAAGCUGUUGAGCUCCGAAGAAAGGGAGGUAGGUGAUUUGAAAGGAAGGGUUUAUGACGAGUCCAAGAAAAUAUGGAGGGUGGCGUUGCCCGGUAUCAUUGCAAGAGUGGCAUCAUUUGGGACCAUAAUCGUGACACAGUCGUUUAUCGGGCACAUCAGUUCUGUUGAUCUUGCUGGUUAUGCGCUCGUUCAAACCCUUACCGUGCGCUUUGCAAAUGGAGUACUGAUAGGAAUGUCAAGCGCUACCGAAACUCUUUGCGGACAAGCAUACGGUGCAAGACAGUACCAUAUGAUGGGCGUUUAUCUGCAACGAUCAUGGAUUGUGGAUUUCUUAACUCUAACCCUCUUACUCCCCCUUUUCAUCUUUGGAGCACCCAUUUUUAAACUAUUCGGCGAGGAACCGAGCAUUGUGGUAUCUGCAGGAUACAUCUCUUGGUGGUUUAUUCCUAUGAUCUACAACUUCGUCUUCACUUUGACAAUGCAAAUGUUUCUACAAGCGCAGCAGAAAAACAGUAUUAUAGCAUGGAUAUCCAUCGCGCAGCUCGUGAUACACGUUCCCUUGUCGUGGUUAUUCGUCUACCAUCUGAACUGGGGAAUUGACGGCGCGAUGGGUGCACUGUGCAUAUCUUCUUGGCUGGUGGUUUUCGCUGAACUUGGAUACAUCAUGGGAGGUUGGUGCCCUCAGACGUGGACUGGGUUCAGCUCCGCUGCUUUUAAGGAUUUAUUGCCCGUUAUAAAGCUCUCGAUUUCUUCCGGCGUUAUGGUUUGCUUGGAGUUGUGGUACAAUUCUGUACUAGUUUUGUUGGCCGGUUACAUGAGUAAUGCCGAGGUUGCCAUAUCUGCCUUCUCUAUUUGCCUUAACAUCAACGGAUGGGAAUUCAUGAUCUGUCUUGGAUUUCUCGGCGCUGCAUGCGUGCGGAUUGCAAAUGAGCUUGGACGAGGAGAUGCUAAAGCUACAAAAUUUUCUAUCAAGGUCCUUAUAACUACUUCGGUCGUGAUUGGGGUGUUCUUUACGAUUCUUUGCUUGGCCUUCGGCCACAAUAUCGGGUACUUGUUCACAAAUGAUGUCGAAGUUGCAGAGACCGUCUCGAGUCUCUCUGUGCUCCUCGCUAUCUCAGUCUUGCUCAAUAGCAUCUAUCCAGUUCUUUCAGGGGUGGCAGUGGGAGCAGGUAUGCAAGGAAUAGUUGCAAUCAUCAACCUCUGUUGCUUCUAUUUGAUCGGAAUACCCAUCGGGGCUUUGCUCGGAUACGUUGCUCAUCUUCAAGUUGAGGGCAUAUGGAUCGGAAUGAACCUCGGAAUUUUCACUCAGUCGCUUGCGCUGAGCUACAUGGCAUGGAAAACGGACUGGGACGAGCAGGUUAAGAUAGCCUCGGAGCGUCUCCAGCGUUUUUACCUCAAAUCUUCCGAGGAACCUGGUAAUAAUGGACAUGCCUGAGAAAAUGACAACCACCUGAGAAGACAUUUAUGCUAAUGGGGUACAAAGAUGUUGGGAUCAGAUUAUAUAUAAUUGAUUUUGCUCUGGAAUUUUGGUUUGUCCUCACCAUAUUAUUACUGCAUUUGAUCUUUUUACUUCCCA